Messenger RNA from Sphaerodactylus townsendi, 1107 nucleotides. RefSeq names its product mitochondrial ribosomal protein L46 (gene MRPL46). The coding region runs from base 16 to 951 and encodes 311 amino acids. Lineage: Eukaryota; Metazoa; Chordata; Lepidosauria; Squamata; Sphaerodactylidae. The transcript has 4 exons. Gene Ontology annotation, molecular function: structural constituent of ribosome. Gene Ontology annotation, cellular component: mitochondrial large ribosomal subunit. The record is from RefSeq and is a predicted model, not a curated record.
UUGCACUGUGGGAAGAUGGCGGCGCUGGGGCGUCUAGAAAAUCGUACGGACCGCGGUGCACUGUGGGAAGAGGAGGUGCCGGGCCGAUGUAGCGCUGCUGCUGUCGCGGUGCAUUGUGGAAGGAUGGCGGCGCCCGCUUGCAGGGCACUGUGGGGAGUCGCGCGCCCCUGGAGCUGGGGGGCCUUCAGCGGCGGCGGCCGGUUCCGCCGGGAACUCUGCGACUCGACAGUCGCCGGGUCGAAGUGGAGGCUGCUAGGGGCGCUGUGCUUGCAGAGGCCGCCCAGGGUGACGCAGGAGAUGACUCCCCUCGAGAAGGAAAUGGCUGAGUUCGUGGAGCUGGUGAACGUGGAGAAGAGCUUGUAUUCAGACCAUGAGCUCCGCUGCCUGGCGGAGGAGGAGCGCCUGCAGCGAUGGAAAGACAAGUAUGAGGAGGAGGAUGAUGGGAAGGAGAUCGUGCUGGCCCAAGAUUUGGAAGACGGGUGGGAACAGAAACUGCGCAAGUUCAGCCUCGCCCCACGGAUCACAGAGGCUGACAAGAACGGCAAUCGGACGUCUUUGAACAGGAAACUGGACCAGAACCUGCUGCUGCUGGUUAAGCAGAAACUUGGUGACCAAGAGAUCUGGCUGUUACCCCAAGCGGAGUGGCAGAACGGGGAGACGCUGAGAGCCACAGCGGAAAGAGCCCUGUUCACACUGUCAGGAGGCCACUGGGAGGCCAAGUUCCUGGGGAACGCACCGUGCGGUUUUUACAAAUUCAAGUUUCCCCAAGAUGCCCGGACAGACACUAGCGUGGGGGCAAAGGUGUUCUUCUUCAAAGCCUUCCUCCAGGCCAGACAGCCACCUGUGUCCAAGGUGAAACAGGACCAUGUUUGGGUCAGCAAAGAGGAGCUGGCGGACUACUUGAAACCCGAAUACUACUCCCAGGUUGCUCGGUUUCUUGUGGACAUGUGACCAGCAAAAACUGAACCCUGCUCUGAAGCAGAUGAUAUGGACAGUGGCAGCGUGUGGGAGAAGUGGCGGCCAAGUUUUUUCUGCUUGUGUGAUUCUUCCAGUUCAGAGAUCUCACCAAGUUUUGAUCUGUGCUCAAUAAAUGAGGCCUAGAAAUGA